AUGAAUAUUCAGAAUAAUACUGAUAAUUUAUUUUAUGAUCAAAAAAAAAUUCAUCAAAAUCGUUCUAUUUUGCGGAGAAACUUUUCGCAGAUUUCAGACAAAGUUGAGCUUGAAGAGCAGUCUAGGGAUGUAGAUCCAAGUGUUUUACAUUUGAUUUCUCCUCACAAGCCCCUUUAUAUAAAUGAAGGUGAUAUGGAGAAAGAAAAAUUAUUUCUUAUGAAACAAUUGCAAAAGAUAAAGGAAGAAAUUGAGAAAUACCAAAGAGAUAUAUAUAAGCUUCAAAAAAGCAAAAAAGAUGAUGAAAAUCGGAAUCAUAAAAAUGAGGAUGAUCUUAUAAAAUCGUUACUUGACUUAAACAAUCAUUUUUUGGCAAAUAGCUCCGAACCUAAGAUUUUUGUUGAUGAUACGAUACCCUCUUCAUUACCUACUCGUGUUGAAAAUCCCAUUCCUCAAUUACGAAUUUUUAAUCAACUCAAUUUUCACGAUACUUCCAACAGAAUCGUUUCUUCUGAAGAACAUGGUCAUUUGAUUCGUGAGCAUCGUUUAAAAGGAGAUUGUUGUAAUGGACAUGUGUUUUUUGAUGUUGAAAUGCUUGUAGAUGAAGGCACUUUAUCUGUUAUAUCUCUAAAUGUCAAAACAUCUCCUUGGGCAUAUUCAGAAUUGCAUGAAUUUCUUGUAUUGUUGAGUUCCUUGAAUAAUUUGCAUGAGUUGUUAAUCUCAUCUAGAAUGAUGAAGGAUAAAAAUGUUAAUAAUGUUUUUUACGGGAUUUCCUCUUAUUCAAAAUUGUCGUCUAUACGCUGUAAUUUAUUUUCUCGUUUAUCUAAUAAAUACCCACAGCUUUUGUCAUAUUCUGGUAAUUAUGUAUCCGAACCGAGUAAAAGGCAACCAGAUGAGUUUUUUGGCAUACAGUAUUUACAUUUUAUUCAUAAGAAUGGUUUUGAAUUAACUUUACAUUGGAAAAUAAAGAUAGAUAGUAUUACAGCAGAUGCUAGUAGCGAUAUUUCUGCUAAUCCAAGAUAUCCUGAGAGUUGGGAAUUAUUUGAUGAAAACAAAGCUUUACGAAAAAUUAAUGUUAUGUUUCAAAAAAUGAUAAAAUGUAAAGGAGUCUAUAACGCCAGCAUUCUUUUGUUAUCAAGUGUGUUCCAAGUCGAUUCAUAA
This is a messenger RNA of Pneumocystis jirovecii RU7, 1158 nucleotides long. RefSeq lists its product as uncharacterized. The transcript is spliced from 3 exons. The coding region runs from base 1 to 1158 and encodes 385 amino acids. NCBI's taxonomy places the organism in Eukaryota, Fungi, Ascomycota, Pneumocystomycetes, Pneumocystales, Pneumocystaceae. The record is from RefSeq and is a predicted model, not a curated record.